AUGGCUUUAACCCAAUGCUUGAAACAUAUGCGAGCAUUGCACACUUCAAUACCAUCCCAGCGCCAUGUUGUUCCCCUGGCAUACGAACUUCAUGGCCGAGGGAAACCCAACUCAAGCCAUCAUGACCCGAUUCUCUUUCUCCAUGGCUUCCUAGGCUCGAAACGCGAGAAUAGACGGGUGAGCCGUCUGCUGGCUCACGAUCUCUCGCGACCGGUAUUUGCAUUAGAUCUUCGCAACCACGGUGACUCAGCCCAUCAUCCCAUACAUAACUAUAUGGCAAUGGCGCUGGACGUCGAGUCCUUUAUCAAGACACACCGAUUGAAGCGUGUAACGCUGAUAGGCCACUCCAUGGGAGCGAAGACGGCAUUGGCUUUAGCUCUGCACUCGCCAGACAUUAUAUCCAACGUCGUCGCCAUCGACAACGGUCCGAUACGACUACCGAUUCCUAAAGAUUUCCAGAGAUAUCUCGUCGCCCUCGAAAAGGUAGCGCGAUCGCAGAUCAGAUCCCAUGCUGAGGGUGACCGAAUUCUAGCUGAUUAUGAAGCGGCAAGUCCUCACUUGUCGCCCAACCUUACUUGCGUUAACAUCCUCCAGUCUUCUGCUAUCCGUCUAUGGCUUCUGAGCAACUUCAUCAAAGAUCGUCGCUCACCGUACCUCAAGCUCCGUCUGCCCCUUGAUAUUCUCAACACUGCCCUGGGGCCUCUGGGUGACUUUCCGUACAUGGAUGAACCCGUGAAGUUCCACAGACCGACGCUAUUCCUUCGUGCACACCAGAGCUACUAUAUUCCUGACCACGCCUUGCCUUGUGUCCGGAAUUUCUUCCCCCAGGCGCGGGUUGUGGACAUGGACUGUGGGCAUUGGGUUGUCCAGGAUCAGCCGGAAGAGUUUCGACAGGUGGUGGUGCAGUUUUUGCGUAGUGGGCUAUAA
Aspergillus terreus NIH2624 is the source of this 927-nucleotide messenger RNA. Its product is annotated as putative alpha/beta hydrolase. The record is from RefSeq and is a predicted model, not a curated record. Lineage: Eukaryota; Fungi; Ascomycota; Eurotiomycetes; Eurotiales; Aspergillaceae. Gene Ontology annotation, cellular component: mitochondrion. The coding region runs from base 1 to 927 and encodes 308 amino acids. The transcript has 5 exons.